CUUAUACAACUUUCCUAACCGAUAAAAAACCAUUUCAGCCGCAGAAUGCGUCCGAGCCAGUACCUGUAAUAAAUAUGGAGAUUGCUCCCAAGAAACUUUCUGAAGAAGUUGGCGAUGGAGACCAUAAACCAAGGGAUCCUAGUCCCAAAAUUUUGAAACCCUUAGCCACUCCUGAUCCAACACCGGCAGUAACCCCUGCAAGAACGAUCAGACCCAAAAAGAGAAACCCUAUUGCCAAAGUUCAAGAAGAAGCAGAUCAGGAUGAAAAUGAGAUCAACGGAAAGAUGAACGAGCAUCACUACGACGAAUCUUUCUGUAAACAAUUUAAUCAAUACGCGCUACAGCAAGAGGCAGAAUUCGAGGCUGCUAUCGAGGAUGAACUCUCUCGGCUGGAAAACGAUGCUAAUAAACUGUACAUAUCGAAAUCUCAGGAAGUUUCCUACGAAGACGAUUAUGAACCGGAUUCUUCUCCUGAGAAAAUGUGUGGCAAAAUGGCUGACAUAUUCGAUCAUAAGGUUCAUAUCAACGAGCUGGAAGAACAAAUUCGUAACUUGGGCGGUCCUUUGAUGAACGGCUCUUCUAAAAAACAUCACAAGACUAGUGUCGUCAAGAAAAGUUCUUCAUCUUCAUCGGAUCCAGAUUCCAGUCCGAAUGCUAGCCGUGAUUCAACGACGUCCAGGGAGUUGGAAUCUAUGAAGCGCGAAAUACGAGAGAAUAUUAUGAAAAAGGAAUGCCUCCUGGAUACUUUCUGUGAUGAAAUCAACGGCAAAGACUCGACUCCAAACAAAAGCAAUAGAUUGAAAGACAACCCGAAACGAUCGCAAAUCGAUCCGCGAAAGAAGAAGAAUUUGCUGGAAGCAUUGAAAGCAAUCGACGGUGAUAGCUAUGAAAAAUCGUGAAUCUUGGUUUAUUUUGUACUAUAACGAUAUAUUUUAGAAUGAAACACGUGCUUUUUAUUCGUAUGUGUAUUUUAAUUGUAAAUGAUUCGCUUGAGUAUGUUUGAACGAUGAAAUA
Molecule: messenger RNA, 1014 nt
Organism: Uranotaenia lowii
Lineage: Eukaryota; Metazoa; Arthropoda; Insecta; Diptera; Culicidae
Exons: 1
Source: RefSeq, a predicted model, not a curated record